CGGGGACUCGUGGAGAGGAUCAACACGGCCGCCCGUUAAAUAAAUAUUAGAGAUCUGCGCCCGUCUAGAAGAAAAUUAAGGAAGAUCUGCGAACUGUUACCAUGGCGACAGCUCUUCGGUUUGUGGCGAGGAAGGUCUGCAGUCGCGCUCUUCAGCGGCCGCAGCAGCCGUGUUUUCCGGCUGCCGCUUCACCCGCCGUCAAGGAGGAACAGAGCAUGUUGCUGCCAAGGAUUAGCCAUGGCGGGAGUUCACUUCGUCGGUUCAGCUCUUCAGAAACACCAAAUUUUCUUAAUAAUAACAAGAAGCACCUGCCUGGUGGCGCCAAAUCUGGCGCAAUCGUUGCAGAACCAACCGAGAGCCUAGCCAAGCGAGUAGAGGAGAAGAAACACGAGCUGCUCCAUCUGCUUCGCCAGUUGGAAGGUGAAUCUUCCAUGGGGAGUGAGCAAAAGGAGCUACAACAAUUGCUUCAGUGUUCUACUAACAAGUUCGUACUCUCGGUAUUUAAAGUGUUUGUGGGAGGGAUAGUGGUAGGCAAGGCAACCUCGUUGGCCAUCGUUGCUAUGUUGCCUCCGAAUUAAAAUAAUUACUUGUUGCAUAUGUAUCGGAUCAAAUAAGUCUGUUCAUUAGUUCAUGUUCUCUAUGUAAUCUAUAUAACCUUGUUGACAAAGUUUGUUAUUUGAUCUAUGUAUUAUUUACUAA
Hordeum vulgare subsp. vulgare (domesticated barley) is the source of this 699-nucleotide messenger RNA. RefSeq lists its product as uncharacterized. Bases 102 to 578 code for a protein of 158 amino acids. NCBI's taxonomy places the organism in Eukaryota, Viridiplantae, Streptophyta, Magnoliopsida, Poales, Poaceae. The record is from RefSeq and is a predicted model, not a curated record. The transcript has 2 exons.